CAUUUUCAUUGUCUCCUCCCUUAUCUCUCGAGCUGAUCCACUGCUCUACUCCCCCAUUAGAUACUGUAACGUUAUCAAUAGCUAGCCACCACCAUCAAAUAGCUAGAUAUGGACGAUUUUGACAUGCUCAGCGCACCACAGGCUGCGGCCGGCAAUGGGACGGACGAAGACCCCGCUGCCGCAUUCUUGGCCCAGCAAGAAAGCGAGAUCGCGGGGAUUGAGAAUGACGAAGGAUUCAGCAUCCUGGACAGCGGAGAGGUUCCAACGUCGCUAGACAAUAAUCUGACAGGCGAUGCAAACGAUGCAGUGGACGGUGCUGUCAAUGGAGACUUUAAUGAGGAGAGCAAUGGCCCGUCUGAUGCAUACUCCGCCAUCUCCAGUGCCGACCGGCUGCAGGCUGAGCCAGAGAGCCUGCGUAAAUGGAGGGAGGAGCAGAGAGAGAGGCUGGAGGUCCUAGACGCUAACUCUCGUAAGCAGGAGUCUGAGUGGAAGGACAAGGCCAAGGUAGAGCUGGAGGAGUGGCACACUAGACAGGACGAGCAGCUGGAGAAGACUAAAGUGAAUAACAGGGUUCUGGAUGAGGAUUUCUACAAACAGCCCUUCUCUGACCUGAUUGGUUAUGUCACACACAUUAACCAUCCUUGCUACCGCCUAGACCAAGCGGCCGAGGAGGCCAUGCUGUCGGACAUGGACGAGAACAACCCGGGCACCGAGUGGGAGCGCGUGGCGCGCCUCUGCGACUUCAACCCCAAGUCCAGCAAGCAGGCGAAAGACGUGUCCCGCAUGCGCUCUGUCCUCAUCUCCCUCAAGCAGGCCCCUCUGGUCCGCUAACCCCCCCCCCCCCCCCCCUUCGCUCUAUUAGAUCUCAAUUCAGUCCCUACCACUCCCCUUCGCACUAACCAUUCAUUCAGCGUUUGCAGAUCUGAAGGCUCUGGAUGCGUAAAAGCAGUGUCUUGGUGGAGCUUCCACGAUCCACCAUGUCGCUUUUCACCUUAGAGAUCUGUUAACGUUGAGGGGCCGAGGGGAAAGGGGGUGAAUUGAGACGGCUGUAUCUCUACCCUAACCCUCUCUGGACCCAGAUUGCAACCAACCUCUCAUAGGGCAAUGUAUCAUUCCCCCCCCCCCCCCCCCCCCCCUUACCUAUCUACCUACCUGAGGUCGUCGUUGUUCAUGGAUUGAUAUUAUUCCUCUCUUCCAUCUCCCUUUCCAUCAUUAAAGAACAAAAUAAGUAUAUACGCAUUUAUUUUUUGUUUCUAUUUUAAGGACCAAAGUCUGUUUUUAUUAAGUGUGUUGGAAACCCAUUUAGAGCCGGCUUGUGGCAUUUAUUGUGACUAUUUCAAUCUAUGCAUUUUUCCCAUUUGAACCACGAAUCAAGUAUGGUAAAUAUCUAUUUGUGUGUGUGUGUGUGUGUGUGUGUAAGCAUCAAGGUUGGGGUCAAUUCCAUUUAAAUUCUGGUCAAUUCAGAAAGUACACAAUUCCAAAUCAAAUUUUUGCUAAUUGAAAAGCAUUGAAGAGAAUUUGAAUUUCAGUGUACUUCCUGAAUUGCAACGGAAUUACCCCCAAACAUCAUGUGGUGUAUUAUGUACUCUAUAUGUGUGUACCUAUGUACAUAUACAGGCAAUAUAUAAAUUUACAUUGUGGUUAAGAUUUACUGUAGCCCAUGUGUUGCUUAAUGUAUUCGUUGUCCAUCAAUUUCAAUAUUAGUAAAACAUGAAACUUUU
Molecule: messenger RNA, 1721 nt
Organism: Oncorhynchus kisutch (coho salmon)
Lineage: Eukaryota; Metazoa; Chordata; Actinopteri; Salmoniformes; Salmonidae
Product: clathrin light chain A
Exons: 7
Coding region: 109-831 (240 amino acids)
Biological process (GO): clathrin-dependent endocytosis; intracellular protein transport
Cellular component (GO): clathrin coat of trans-Golgi network vesicle; synaptic vesicle membrane; postsynaptic endocytic zone cytoplasmic component
Molecular function (GO): clathrin heavy chain binding; structural molecule activity
Source: RefSeq, a predicted model, not a curated record